Molecule: messenger RNA, 492 nt
Organism: Nematocida minor
Lineage: Eukaryota; Fungi; Microsporidia
Exons: 1
Source: RefSeq, a predicted model, not a curated record
GGUGUAUUGGAGUCACGAGAGUACAACAAGGACAGCGAUCUGCAAGGCUUUUGGCUGAGCAGAGAUGAAAUAGUGAAUAACGGAGCAAAAGGACAAACAGGAACUAUAUGGAAUUGGCAUGUGAUAGCAAACAGUGCAGAAGAAAGCACCUUAUUGACUCACGGAAAGAUGCAAAAGGAGAUUAAAAAACUACAAGAGAAGUUGAAAAGGGAAGAAAAGCGAAAAGAAGAGAUGGAAAAUUUGCCUGAGAAAGAAAAGGCUGGAAAUAAAUAUAUAAAAAAGAUGGAAACAUUAAAGGAUCAGAUAAGUGGAUCUAAAAAACAAAUAUGUGAUCUAACUGAUGAGCUAAAUAGAAAACCCGACAUACGUACAGAGUUUAUUGUGUUCUGCAAUGUAAAUAAGAGCAAAUCCAAUCUGAGUGCACACAAUGAGUUACUUAGUAUUUUGAUCAGUAAUUAUAGAAUCUGUAAGCAUCCAUCUACCACAACCUAA